Messenger RNA from Drosophila suzukii, 1828 nucleotides. NCBI's taxonomy places the organism in Eukaryota, Metazoa, Arthropoda, Insecta, Diptera, Drosophilidae. The record is from RefSeq and is a predicted model, not a curated record.
CGCAAGAGUGAGCCAUGUGAAAAUUGUUCUGUUGAAUACAAGAUAAAAAGUAAUACUGUGUUAGAAGCCAAACAAAAUGGCCGAUGCUGAGGAUAGAUUGGGAAGUGGUCAAGCAUGUAAGCGCUGUUGCGGUUUCCAUUGGAGGGGCAAGGCCACCAUCAUCAUACCCCUCGCCACAUUGCCACUCAUGAUUUAUGGCUUAAUGGAGGGUCAAAGAGCAUGGAUAUGCAUGUUCCUGGUGGCCAAUAUGGCACUUUUCUGGAUAACGGAGGCCAUCCCCCUGUAUUUGACAGCUCUGUUUCCGAUUGUUUUUCUGCCCCUGUUUGGGAUUUUGCCCUCGGAUAAGGUGUGCAGUUUUUACUUUAGCGACACUGUGGUUAUGUUUCUUGGUGGAUUGCUGAUCGCUCUAGCUAUUGAGUACAGCAACCUCCAUCAGCGCAUCGCACUCACCACCAUUCUUAUAGUGGGUUGCAGUCCUAGGCGUUUGCACUUUGGCUUGGUCAUGGUGACUUGCUUCAUAUCGCUUUGGAUCUCGAACUCUGCGGCCACCGCCAUGAUGUGUCCCAUAGUCAAAGCCGUUCUCAACGAAAUGGAAGCGCAAAAUAUGUUUGCCAUUUAUAAGACACAGGAAGAAGAGCCAGUGGAGGAAGGCGACCCUCCGCAUCCAUCCACCAUUUCAAUGGCCUUCUAUUUUGGAAUUGCGUAUGCCUCAUCAAUUGGCGGAUGUGGAACCCUGAUCGGAACGGGCACAAACUUGACCUACAAAGGCCUAUACGAUACGCGCUUUCCGAACUCCGAGGAAAAAAUUGACUUCCCCAUCUUUAUGGCCUACGCCAUUCCAUUUGUGGUGAUCGUGCUGAUCUUUCUCACGUACCUUUCGCUGCAAAUUACCCACAUGGGUCUCUUCAGACCCAAGAGCAAGAUUGGUCAGGAGGUGAAGAAGGGCGCCGAGGGCAAGGACAUUGUGAAGGCCGUGAUCAAGGAGCGCAAAAAGGAGUUGGGAUCAAUGAGCUGUCAUGAGAUUCAAGUGGGCCUGCUCUUUAUCCUUAUGAUUUUCCUGCUGUUUACCCGAAGACCAGGCUUCUUUCCCGGCUGGGCCGACUUUUUGAAUGCUAAAGCCAUCGGCAGUGGUCCACCGGUAUUUUUCUCGGUUCUGUUCCUCUUCGCUCUGCCUACUCAGUAUACCUUCUUCAAGUACUGCUGCGGAAAGGCUCCGUUCCCAGGACAAACUAUGGAUGCCUGCCUCUCGUGGGUCUACUGCCACAAGUACACUCCCUUUGGAUUGUGCUUUCUGUUGGGAGGUGGAUUUGCUUUGGCCGAGGGCAGCCGGGUAUGUGGAAUGGCCAAAAUGCUGGGCGAGUCCUUGGCAUUCGCCGGAAACAUGCAUCAUGUCCUAGUUGUAGCUAUGUGUAUUUUACUUUCACUAUUUUGUACCGCCUUCGCUUCUAACGUGGCCAUCUGCAACAUUCUGAUUCCCAUAUUUGCGGAAAUGGCCCUGGCGAUCAAAGUGCAUCCCAUCACAUUGACUUUUCCCGCUGCUCUGGCCUGCAGCCUGGCCUUUCAUCUGCCUGUGAGCACUCCACCUAAUGCAAUUAUAUCCGGCUAUACGGGUCUGAAAACAAAGUACAUGGUUGUGGCCGGUAUUUUGCCAACCUUUUGGUCCUUCUUCUGUCUGCUGUUCACUGGAACCGUUUGGACAAUGGUGAUCUAUCCGGCGAGCACGGAGUUCCCCAAGUGGGCCAGUUAAAUUAAGGGAAAUAAGACAAAUGCCCUGUGCAAAUUGCGUGUAUAUAAUCAAGAAAUAUAUUAUAUUAUUUAAAGCAUUAUG